Molecule: messenger RNA, 2061 nt
Organism: Penicillium nucicola
Lineage: Eukaryota; Fungi; Ascomycota; Eurotiomycetes; Eurotiales; Aspergillaceae
Product: glycoside hydrolase family 154 protein
Exons: 1
Coding region: 1-2061 (686 amino acids)
Source: RefSeq, a predicted model, not a curated record
AUGCCCCCUCUUCCUGGAUUUUCUGACAAUUUUUUUCGCGAUCGCGAAGAUAUUGUACUAGCAACAAAUGCUCUCGUCCAGGCUCUUGAGCCCUACUUUUCACCGGGAAAUGCACGCGUUCAACUGCCAGUCCAGUCCGGUGCACAUUUUGAUGAAACCGCUGCCCAACUCGAAGGCUUUGCUAGACCUAUCUGGGCGAUAGCGGGAGCCUUCACUGGAUCGGCCAAUAGCACCAAUUCCGAAAUUUUGCGUUAUGCCGACCGUUUAGUGGAAGGCAUUGCAAAUGGAGUGAAUCCAGAGCACUCUGAGUACUGGGGCGCAAUCGAGGAUUGGGAUCAACGGAUGGUCGAGGCCGAGCCAAUCUCAUAUGCAUUAUUGAUAGCACCUAAAUUCUUCCAUGAGAAACUAUCGGAUCGGAGUCGUUCGCAUUUGAUUGAAUGGCUGUCUGGUCUCAAUGGCAAGAUAAUGCCUCUGAAUAACUGGCGUUGGUUUCGGGUUUUUUCGAAUCUGGCCUUGAAUCGGAUAUGUGGUGUGGCCGCCGAAAAGACCCAAGCACACAUCGAUGCAGACUUUGCCAUACUUGAUCAGUUCGAUCUUGGAAACGGAUGGUCAGCCGAUGGAAUCUGGAAAAAUGACUGUUUGCCGGACCAUGAAGCCUACGGUCGCCAGGCGGAUUAUUACUCUGGCAGCUUUGCCAUCCAAUUCAGUCAGCUGCUGUAUUGUAUUAUCGCGGCGGCUUCAGAUCCUGAUCGAGUGUCACGAUAUCGAGAUCAAGCCAGGAAAUUCGCUGGUCAAUUUUGGCGCUUCUUCGACGAAAAUGGAGCUGCCAUUCCAUUUGGUCGAUCAUUGACUUAUCGUUUUGCCAUGGGCGCAUUUUACGCUGCCUUUGCCCUUGCGAAAUGCUAUGACUCUUCAAAUCCCUAUACAUGUAUAGGGUUUAUCAAGGGGAUGCUCCUGCGCCACCUCAGGUGGUGGGCAAGCCACUCAACUAAUGUAUUCGCGGCGGAUGGGACUUUGACGAUUGGGUAUUUGUAUCCGAAUAUGUUCAUGUGCGAAGACUAUAAUUCACCUCAGUCUCCUUACUGGGCAAUGAAAAGUUUCGUGGUUCUUGGGUUGGAAGCAGAUGAUGAAUUCUGGGCAGCAUCUGAAAUUCCACAUCCCUUAUCCCUUGCAUCUUCGAAGCUGUCAUCAGUCUCUGGAAUCAAGUUCCUUCCAGCGCCCUCUCAAAUUCUGUGUGAUCAUCCUCAAGGGCAACAUCACUUCAUGCUCUCCAGUGGUCAAUUUUGUCGAUGGCCUUUAAAAGCUACCCAAUCCAAGUACAGCAAGUUUGCAUACUCGUCAGCCUUCGGUUUCAGUGUCCCGACUGGAGGCCUUUUGAGUCAGCUUGCGCCUGACAAUACUCUGUCAAUAAGUCGGGAUGACGGGGAAAGUUGGACAACUCGAUGGGAAACAAUUGGCAAUCCCCAAGCGAAGACAAUUAUCUCCAAUGGCAUGGAGAUGCAAUGUCUACAAAGUGUGUGGAAACCUUGGAAAUCCAGCAAAGUAGAGAUUGAGUCGACACUCAUUCCUCCAUGCAAUGAUUGGCCAGACUGGCAUGUCAGACUUCAUCGCAUUCGAAGCCCAGGAAAUGACUCAGACUAUUCGGAAACUCUAGACCUCGUUGAGGGGGGAUUUGCCAUACAAGCCAAGCACCCGCGAAGAAUGGGCGCGCUGAAUGAUGAUUGGAGGCAUACAUCUGAAUCUGAAGCAAACAUGAACGCAAGCGAGUGUUCACUUACUCUCAGCCAUGCGGGUGCCAGUGGUGUGAAGAAUAUUUUGCCCUUCGAGGGUUCUACCAAGGGCAUUGUGUUGAAGUCUGAUCCGAACACAAAUUUGAUUGAGCCAAGAGCAAUGAUACCGACUAUCCAGCAUAGAGUUGAGCUUUACACAGGAAAUGUGGCAAUGUUGGCAACGGCUGUGUUUGCUAUCUCCAAUGGGAAGAAGCAUUUUACCCGGACGGAGCUCUUUCAGAAGUGGUGUGAGCACCCUCGCUUGACACAGGAUAUGUUGAGACAACUAUAA